Molecule: messenger RNA, 2191 nt
Organism: Syngnathus typhle (broad-nosed pipefish)
Lineage: Eukaryota; Metazoa; Chordata; Actinopteri; Syngnathiformes; Syngnathidae
Product: solute carrier family 25 member 53-like
Exons: 2
Coding region: 287-1159 (290 amino acids)
Source: RefSeq, a predicted model, not a curated record
ACUAUACAUGAUAAGUGCACCGCAUCCUGUUGUUAUGUACACUAGGCUUCUUUCCCCGAUGACGGGUAAGCACUUGUUUAGAAAUUAUACAUACCGUGGAGUAAAACAUUCAAUCGUUAUGUAGGUCUUGCAAUGUAAUGAUCGUGUUCCGUGGCUUUUUUCGAGUUGAAAUAGAAAAGUCAAUGAUGCUGCCAUUGUGGUUUAUCUGCUUUGCUUUUGCUGUAUCGUGACAAUUAAGAGGUGAGGCACUAUAAAUUUAUUUGUGAUGUCAUCAUUCAUCUGAAGGAUGGCAGAACGUCCCAAGCCUGCGCAAGAUGAAGAGCGCCUGAGGGACUCAAAGACACGUUUCCAUAGCUACCUCCAUGGUGGGACCUCAAGCUUGCUGUCCACCCUUAUUGUUUUCCCUGUGUACAAGACUGUUUUCCGCCAGCAAAUCCACAACAUCCAGGUUCACCGGGCUGUAAAGCAGCUCCACAAAGAAGGCUUUGUCAAGCUCUACAGGGGGGUGACCCCACCAUUACUGAUGAGGACACUCAGUGGUACGCUACUCUUUGGACUGCAGGAUACCUUCCUCCGCUUGCUCUCUUUGCCCUCCCUCAGUGUCAUUCCUUCCUCUCUACAACCUGCUGUGGCGGGGCUCGGCGUAGGAACGGUGGAGGCGCUGGUCUUUACGCCUUUUGAGCGCGUUCAGAACGUCUUGCAGAGUGGCCACAACGACCGGCGCCUCCCGACGUUAAAGAGUGUUCUUGUUAAGCUGAAGGCGCAAAAGCUGGCUUCAGGCUACUACCGGGCUUUCCUGCCCGUCACGGUUCGAAACGCCCUCGGCAGCUCCCUUUACUUUGGUUUGAAGGGGCCCUUGAGUAAUGCUGUAGCAGGGCAGGGGCUUUCUCCAUUAGCAUCCUCAUUCAUUUCUGGAACUGUUGCUUCCAUGGCAAUCAGCCUGAGCCUGUACCCGCUGUCUGUGCUGAUAGCCAACAUGCAGGUGGAAGUGCAGACAGAGGUGAAAGGGGUAACAGCCUGCUGGAGGAUCCUGUGGAACUCCAGGCAGAGAAGUGUCCUAUUACUAUAUCGAGGUGGUGCCCUAGUUAUUCUGAGAUCGUGUAUCACCUGGGGAAUCACCACGGCCAUUUAUGACAGGCAGCAAAAACGCUCAGGCUGAGCAUGUGUAGCAAACAGAAAGUCAGGAUAUCCUACAAUGCAGUUUCUGGAUUUAUCCAAGCUAAAAGCAUUGUCCAAAGUUAAACUAAUAAAGUGGUUUCACUAGUUCUUUGACAGAAUAUCCAAUACAAAAUAUUUGACAAAUAGCUCAUGUACAUAGAAUGUCUUUUCUCUAUAGUAAUGCGGUACAGUUAUGACACUUUUUGUUAUUAUUGUAAUUCAGCAAAAUGUGUUUAAUCCAUUUACACACAAAAACCAAGACCUAUACACACUUAAUUCAAUCUCCAAACCUUGGAAUACAAAUGUUAACCUGUUCAAUUCUUUGUAUACAAGUUGUUCUUCUCAAGGAGGCCAACAUAAAAACAUUCAACUUCAAGAAUGUCCACUUCAAUGCCUUUCAGUGACUCUUCCAGUCUGCUUAGCCCCAUUGAAACCUGAUGGUGACACACUAAACUUGAAAAGCACGAUGGAGAGGAAUGUUUAGAUGGCAGUUUUAACUGAAUAGGGAAGACUAAACAGUUGGAUUUAUGCACUGAAAUGUUUAAAGAAUAUACAAUAAAAUAUUAAAAUGUUGUAUGGCAUUUUAGGUCCAUCUGAAAGUUGAAUAUCCCCAACUUUGUGAGUAGUUGUGCUACAAUAAUAGAGCAGUAAGUCAACAAUCAUUUAAAACAAGAAACAAAAAGGCAAAUUCUAUUUAUGCAAUUCAUUCAGUGUUUACGGUUGGGCAAGUAUUUACUGGACUGGAACUAGAUGUGCUGGUGACUCGUGCAUUUAUACCACUCAGGAAUCAGACCACCUGUUUAAUAUCCUAUUUGUAUUUUGGAGACAAACACACAAAAGGGACAGAUUCACGUUCAAUGUGCAAUGUUAAGGUUGUAGAUGUGGUUCAGAUGUUAAAAUGGAUUAAAAUAAUGGGGGAUUCCACCAAGCAGUUGUUGUCUUUCAAUGCCACUUAAAACUGUUACUCAACCAAUUCCGAAACACUUAAUUGCUCUUAUUAAAUGAGAUUAUAUGUGGUGUAUGUUUGUGUGUG